Messenger RNA from Stylonychia lemnae, 1335 nucleotides. NCBI's taxonomy places the organism in Eukaryota, Ciliophora, Spirotrichea, Sporadotrichida, Oxytrichidae. The record is from the annotation of a GenBank genome assembly.
AUGAGCAUCAUUUACUCCAUGACCUUUCUCUCGGGGAGUGUUUUGUCUUACAAUAACAGCUAUUUGACCCAAGAUCCCACUUACUUGUGCAAGAAAACCCCAGAAGGAGAUUAUGAGAGCUGCACAAAGGAUGAGAUCUGUGAGCUGGGGAAUUGGAAAAUAGACUGGAGUGACAACAACUCACUCGAUAACUGGAUUACACAAUUUGGGUGGAACUGUUAAUCAGCUGAAGCUAUCAGCUUACUCUCAUCAAUUUACUAUCUCGGCUAUUCGUUUGGGUGUCUAUUUAUACCUAGACUUACAGACAAAAACAUUAAAGUAAUGACUUGCCUUUCAUUCUUUCUGGGAGUUGUUUGCGUUGCAAGAUACAAUGGCUGCUAUAUCACAGUCUACGAGUUCUCACCAGAGAAGUACAAAUAUUCAGUAUCAACCAUGCUACUAAUAUUCGAAAGUUUACUAUGCAUUUUUACAGCUGUUUAUUGCAAAUACAUCUCCAGGAAUUGGCUGUACCUUCAAAUAUUUGGCGUUGCUAUCAGUGGUCUGAGUAUCAUUGGACUCUGGUUUAUUCCUGAGACCCCUGAGUAUCUAUACAGUUUGCAUAGAUUCUCCGAGUGCAAAUACGUGUGCAAAAAAAUAGCGAAGUUUAACGGUAAAUCGUUAGAAUAAAAGUACGUGUUUGAUAAUGAACAAGACCUUAAUGAAAUGAGGUUCGAAAUCGUGACUGCUGGUAGUAACUACAAAAAGAGCAAAUUGAAAGACUAGUAAAUCAGGCUAAGUUAUUAGAUACAAGCAAGUCUCAAAACUAGCUUUAGGGAAUUCCUUUAAGAUAAAAGCAACGUAAGAAAUCUGAUCGUAAAUGUUCUCCUUUGGAUGAUUACAAUUGUUGCCUACACUAUAAUAGUUUUUCAUGGAAACUACUUUCCAAGUGAUUAUUAUGAUAGUUACAUCGCUGGGCUAUGUGUGGAAUUAUUUGCCUACAUAAUAGGAGAGCUCCUCUAUGCUAAGACUACAGGCAAGAAGUUCUUUUUCUUUAGUUACACACUAGCAGGAGUGUUCGGUAGUUUUAUCUUGAUAAGUUAGGAGUAUCCAGAGAUGAUGGCCUCCUUUAUGAGCAGAUUUUUCAUCAGUCUCACCUAUACAGGCAUCUACAUGUCUAACUCAGUCUUUCCAGUGUUGUUCUCAUCUACUACAUUUGGAGUCUGUAAUUUCUUCGCUGGCUUGGCUGGCAUGUUAUCCUACGAAGUGAUACUCAAACUAGACGACCCCAUCUAGGUUAGUAUCAUGAUCGUACUUUGCCUUGGAGGUGGCAUGAUAUCUAUAUUCCUGAAGGAAUGA